UCACACAAUAAUCGCAAGCCAUCUGCUCAUAUCGAAGCUCCAAACUUGGGAAGAGUGAUGUAUAACGCCAAUCAAAGUACAUUUAUAUUUUCUUGAUUUUCUUGCCACCCUUGAGGGUCCUUUUGCUUGCUGCUCUCACGUGACUUCUCCCGACUCCCACAAAUGGAGAGCUUGCUCGCGAGCUAAGCCUCACCCUUCGCUUAAACCCACCACUAUGCGCUCAAUGUUUCAUCAUCAGCUGCAUCUUAAGGGUCUCCGCCGAUUUAAAAAUUUCCAGAAAAACAUUGACUGAGGAUUGUUUAGGUUACUCUUGUAAAAAGCAAUAGACAAAUGACGCAGUAAAAGCAAAUUGCUAAAAAGAAAAGGCGCAUCAUACUAAGGAAAAAACCUGACUGGCUGUGUUCAAUUUGUCCAUUUCCUUAGUCAUGUUAUUUCGAAAUAACCUAGACUAAGAAAGUAAGAUCACUCUUGUUUAUCCUUUAGUGAUUAAAGACUGGUCUGUCAGUGCUCCGAACAGCUAUCUAGCAGGCGGUAUGAGGUACGAAGAUGGGAAACUAACCGUGCCUAUCACUGGACUGUACUAUAUCUACCUCAAUACCUACCAUAACAGCCAUGGAAGAGUCUUUGUUAAGGUGAAUAACAUUAUCAAGGCCAUGGUUAAUGCCCCUGCUCCGGUACAACCCAUUGAACAGGUUACCUCGCACGUAGGCGGUCUUUUCAACUUGAAAGAAAAUGACGAAAUCUCGUUUACUUCGGCUUACGACGGCUGCGUGCUUUACAUGGCUGCCGUUCAUACCUUCUUUGGCGCCUAUUUGAUGGAACUUGGAAUUUGA
Messenger RNA from Porites evermanni, 833 nucleotides. Lineage: Eukaryota; Metazoa; Cnidaria; Anthozoa; Scleractinia; Poritidae. The record is from the annotation of a GenBank genome assembly.